AUGGGGAUCAACAUUGUGCCUUGGUCUAAGGCUUGGAAACUGUGUUCACAAAGUGUAGAACCUUCUGAUACAGAAAACAAUUCUAAUUUUAGUGUGGUGAUUAAUAAUUACCAGCAUAUCCUGGCCAUGGCAUUUGCUAUAAAGGAGAUCAAUGAAAAUUCCAAAAUCUUACCAAAUUUCACCUUGGGCUUCUGGAUAUAUGACAGCUAUUUUGAUGCACAGAGGACUUAUCAUACCACACUACUUCUCACAUCUUCUAUGGAGAGCUUUGUCCCCAACUACAUAUGUGAUCCUCAGAACAACUUGAUAGCAGUCAUUGGGGGACUGGAUCCAGAAACCUCCCUUCAUAUAGCAACCAUCUUGGAUAUCUACAACAUUCCACAGAUUAUUUAUGGCUCUGCUCCAGUAAUGCAAGGGAAAACCCCAGGGUUUUUCUUCUUCCAGAUGGUCCCAAGAGAAGCCCUUCAACAUGAAGGGAUACUUUCUUUGCUUUUGCAUUUCAAGUGGACAUGGGUUGGACUCCUUGUUAUGGAGACUGACAAUGGAGAAAAAAUUGUGGAAACUAUGCUUCCAUUAUUUUCCCAGAAUCAUAUCUGUUUUACAGACAUAGAGAGAAUCCCUGUACGGCAUUUACAGAAAGAAACUGAAGACUGGCUCCUACAAAUUGCAAAAAUAUAUGACAAAGUGAUGGCAAGCACAGCUAAUGUGUGGGUGGUAUAUGGAGAAUCUUUCACCAUGGCAUUUUGGAGAUGGUUACAGUAUAUACCAGAAGUUAUGUAUGUGAUGCAGAAACCAAAAGGUAUAGUGUGGAUAAUGACAUCCCAGAUGCCUCUUGCUUCAUUUUCCUAUCAAAGAACAUGGGAUACAGAAAUGAUCAACGGUGUGCUGUCUUUCACAGUUCACUCCAGUCUAGUACCGGGAUUUCAUCAAUUCGUUGAAAGCCAAAACCCUUUGGGCCCCAAAGAGAAUAGUUUCAUCAAGGACUUCUGGCAACAUGCAUUCAGUUGUGUAUUCCUGACACAAGUCCAGAAUAAUGGGAAAGGAGAUACUUGCACUGGGGAAGAGAAGCUAGAAAGCCUUCCUGGGACUCUUUGGGAAAUGAGCAUGACUGGCCACAGCUAUAGCAUCUAUAAUGCUGUCUAUGCUGUGGCCUAUGCAUUGCAUGCCAUGUCUCCAUCAAGAUUUAAGCAUAAAAUAAUGGCAGAUGGAGGCAGACAGAAGUCUCCUUAUCAACUGCUCUGGAAGUCUUACCCUUUUCUGAGAGGUGUAACAUUUAAUAAUAGUGCUGGGGAGAAGGUUUCCUUCAAUAAGAAUGGUGAACUGGCAGCUGGAUUUGAUCUGUUCAACUGGAUCGUUUCCUCAAACCAAUCUAUUUCUAGAGUCAAAGUUGGGGAGAUGACUCCCAAGAGUCCUCCAUCAAAAGGAUUCACCAUCCAUGAGCACAUCAUAACAUGGCACCGCUGUUUUAACCAGGCCCAACCACUUUCUGUAUGUUCUGAGGAGUGUCUUCCUGGUUCAAGCAAGAAAGUAAUGGAAGGGAGGCCAUUUUGCUGCUAUGAUUGCAAGCCAUGUCCAGGAGGAAAGAUUUCAGACCAAAAGGACAUGAAUGACUGUUUUACAUGUUUAGAUGAGGACUAUCCAAACAAACAGAAGGAUUUAUGUAUUCCUAAGCGUACCAAUUUCUUAUCUUAUGAAGAACCUCUUGGGAGCCUUUUAGCCUUCUUUGCUCUUUCCUUUUCUUUGAUCACAGCUUUGGUGCUGGGAACAUUUAUGAAGCAUCACAACACUCCCAUAGUCAAAGCCAACAACCAGAACCUCACCUACACUCUCCUCAUCUCCCUCCUGCUCUGCUUCCUUUGUUCAUUGCUAUUCAUUGGCCAGCCUCAGAAGCUGACAUGUCUCCUCCGACAAACUGCUUUUGGCAUCAACUUCUCUGUGGCUGUUUCUUGUGUGCUGGCAAAAACCAUUACGGUGGUCUUGGCUUUCAUGGCCACUAAACCAGGAUCCAGGAUGAAGAAGUGGGUAGGAAGAAGAAUACCCAACUCUAUUGUGAUUUCCUGCUCCCUGAUUCAAGUAGUCAUCUGUACUCUGUGGUUGUCAUCCUUCCCCCCAUUCCCAGAUGCUGACAAGCACUCAGUGGUUGAAGAAAUUGUACUGGAGUGCAAUGAAGGAUCUGUCGCUAUGUUUUGCUGUGCUUUGAGCUAUCUGGGCCUCCUGGCCCUUGUCAGUUUCACUGUGGCUUUCUUUGCAAGGAAGCUACCAGACAGUUUUAAUGAAGCAAAAUGUAUCACUUUCAGCAUGCUGGUCUUUUGUAGUGUUUGGUUGUCCUUUAUUCCAGCUUACUGGAGCACUACAGGCAAGUACAUGAUAGCUGUGGAAGUAUUUUCUAUUUUAGCCUCAAGUGCUGGUUUGCUCAGUUGCAUCUUCUUCCCAAAAUGUUACAUUAUUUUGUUGUGGCCAGAGCUGAACAAGAGGGAACAACUAACAAGGAGAAAGAACUGA
Sceloporus undulatus (fence lizard) is the source of this 2502-nucleotide messenger RNA. RefSeq names its product vomeronasal type-2 receptor 26-like. The transcript is spliced from 5 exons. Lineage: Eukaryota; Metazoa; Chordata; Lepidosauria; Squamata; Phrynosomatidae. Bases 1 to 2502 code for a protein of 833 amino acids. Gene Ontology annotation, molecular function: G protein-coupled receptor activity. Gene Ontology annotation, cellular component: membrane. Gene Ontology annotation, biological process: G protein-coupled receptor signaling pathway. The record is from RefSeq and is a predicted model, not a curated record.